GGGUCGCCGGCCCCCGCGCCGACGAAUGCUGCCCUGGUAUCGACUUCCCGCUUCCCCCCACGCAAAAGUAGCAUGGGACAACAAGACGAUGCAUCGGGAAGUAGGCCAGGAUCUCGCCCUGGUUCGAGCGGUCGACCUUGGAAUCAACAAAGGUCAGAUUCACCGGAAUACCAAGCUCUUGCUUCAGCUGGCACACCGAACAAACCAUUGCCCUUUAUUCGCCCAGCUGACAUUUACCGUAGGAUGGAAGAGGAGAAGGAGAAGGAGCGCAGGUCAAUGGACUCUACCGACAAUAUACAAGGAAUGCGCACUAGCUUCGACAGAGAGGAUGAUUCGGAGGCUUCCCGUGGGCUCAAGUCAACGCUUACUCCUGUCGCCGAGAGAAAGAGUGAGUACGGCCUCGACCGUCUGACCCAUCAUGUUGACAAGGUAUAUCCUGCGGAAACAGCCGCACCAGAGCCAACCACCAAACCGGAAGAAGUCUUCUCUUCCCCUUACAUAGCAGCGCCCGUAGUCUUGUCUAGCAGGAACCAACCUCUUAAAAGUUCCGAGGACCGUCGAAAAUCGAUGAGUCCCAGGCUACCCGACUUGACGCGCAUGUCAGGAUUUGGAACUGAUUUGUUUUCGGCGCCAGGGUUUCCAGAUACAGAGGAGCCAGCACAAGCAACGCUUUUUGGUAGUAGGUCGGAGCACCGCGGCGUAGACUCGAAACAGACCGAGGCAAAUCAAGCCUCCAUCCAGCCCGAUUCGACAUUACAGCCGAGCGAUGGCGUUCCUGACAGUUCGGAAAAGACACCCCCGAAGAAUUUCCAAGGUAAUGUCGGCAAUGAUGUGCAUGGAGCAUCAAGUUUGAUCGAGGGCCCCGCGCUCAGCGACGAGGAUACGACAGUUUUACGAUCGCCUCCUUCCGAGAUCUCCGAAUACCCCGGAUCGCAGGGUCAGAAUGCUGCUUCACAAUUCUCUCCACCAUCCCCUGACGCAACCGUCAAGGAACGAACAAAGCCGUCCAGACCCUCGAUACCUGGUGGGUGGGUAUCAGAAACUACAAACUUUGGCUCGGCAACACCUACGCCUAUGGAACGGCCAGAACCUACAAUAUCGCAACUAUCUCCUGUUCAAGAUGUCUCGGAAAGUUGGCCUGUUACCGACUUGGCAGUAGGCGACAUUGCGCCUACAACAACCGUGAAACAUGCUCAUUCUCUUAAUUCUGCCCCGAACACGAUUCCCAAACCCCACACGAUGUCAGGGGCUAGUGAAUAUGAUUUUGGCAAUACCACGGGCAGACAUGACCAAGCAAUGGCCGACGAGGUGAUUGCGGGCCGUCCAGAGCAUCUUCCGACACCGCAAGCCCUUCCACCGCUGCACACGCCAGACCCUCUAUCUUCGUCCAACGCACCGCCACUAGUCAAUCAAGAUACAGCAAUCUCUGGAGCGCCAAGCUCAGGAGAUUCUCCAUCGAAAUACUCAUCCUCAACUUACCCACGAACGGCAACUACGGCAUCUGGGUUCACUCCAACUGCGCCAUUGAACCCGAAACGCGGUGACACCUCAUCAUCCGAAUUUGUAGCGCCUGAUUUUCUCCCUCGAAACUUCACCAUGAGUUCCAUGGAUACAUCGUCUCCAAACGAGAGCGAUAAGCUCAGGGAAGAUAUCAUCAAAUCGCUUAGUCCAGUAGACUCGGCCCUGGCAAAUUCUACCACCAUUCCGUCGGGUGCUGACCAGUCACUUCCAGCGCCCUCGCCAGAGUUGACGCGAGAGAGCAGAUAUUUAUCCGGAGUUUACGAUGAUUACAUGGGUCUCAAUGAAGACAAGUCGUUGCGGGACACCAGCCAAGUUUGGAGAGACGAAGGCAGCACUACUUCACCAGCUCUUCCGGAGUCAAGGUCAGUCAAGACUCCUGCCUUAGAGGGACACCCGCCUCCAGUAGCAGCCACGAGUAUUGAACAAACAAGUUCGGCGACGGGGCCGGUUUUGGAGAGACGAUUUUCGUGGGAGCAGUUAGCAGAAGAAAGUGAUGUCAACCCGGUCGAGGCGCCAGUUAUUCGCGCCCAAGUAUCAGAAGCAGUGCACGAAAGUGCGGAAACUUCGACCGCUACGAGUGCCACCGUCCACGGAGACACGCCAGCUCUGGCCUUGCAAAUCGAGCCUGACAAUGGAGGUACCAUGUCUCACCAGGUUUCCCUGGUCAGCAGCCAUACCCCAGGGGGCCUAGGUAUCGCCGGGAUCGAGCCACCGUCGCCUAUAUCUGUCAUGUCGUCGGAACGAAGCCCUGGAGUCACUGAUCACAAGAACAGACGUUUGUCACUCGCGGAAGAGAAGGUUCUCAUCCAAGUUUCUUCCAACCCGGUGUCGCCGAGUCCCGAGGAGGAGCAUCCGGCCCUUGCCACCAGAACGCCCCGUGAGGCCUCACCAGUGCUAGAUAGUGCCAAUCCAGUGGCGUCGCCACCAAAAUUCGUCAACAUUACGGGCUGGCGGGAGAUACUCAGUUUACCAUCGCCAGCGCUUAGAAUACAAAAGUUCGACGAGACAAGAACACAAUACACAGCUAUGGAAUCGGGUCAACCGGGCCACGAGCCAUUGCCAUCAUCUUCCGCGAGUUCUGCUGGCAUAGCAGCCACGGCGGCUUCUGGGCAUGGACCCUUGCAAUCAUCGCCAACAGGCACACAACCACCUGUUCAACAGCCAUAUUACCAGCAGUACCUCAACGCGAGCAACGACAAGCUGGCGUCGGCGCCGGCAGGCCUGGUGCGGCAAUCUACGGGUAAUGCCUUGUCGUCCGGUCGGCAACCCGGCAAAGAGUUCUUGCAGGCAGCGGGCUCGUUUGGAAACAAAGCUACGAAGGCGGACAAGCUUCGUGGUUCUGGCGACAAGGACUCCAAAGAACCACAAUUGCAUGCACGGUUAGGCUCUCCCCCCCGGGCUACGUCACAAACAGUUAAGACACGAAAUGAAGGUCGGCGCUCCUCUUGGGGUUUUAGCUUAAUCGGGAGUCGUUCACAGAGCCGACAAGGCUCAGAGGUCCACCCAAAUUAUCAUGCUCACUCCUCCUCAUUUUCGCUAAUACAGCACCUCGUCCACCGGGACUCAAAGUCUACCAGGCCCCCGUCUCCAGCUCUAGCUACGGCUACAUCUACAGUGUUGCCAGCCGCAAAUCUAGCCAGUAGUACCACGCAGCGGCCGCCCGGCACGGCAGCACUAAAACCCAACGACAGGGCACCUGCAGCGCCAGCACCAUCAUCAGCUCAUCCUAACGCUCGUGCCGCAUCCCACGCUUCUGUCCCUAGCACUGAUAAUUCUGGCAAUCUCACCUGUGGUGCUGAGCCGUAUGCGACCCUGUCUUCUAGAUCUAGGUUCAGCUUCCGUCUUCCGCCAUUGCAUCUGUCAAGAAACUCUUCACGUUCGCCUUCCCGCUCCCGUCCUUCUCCAUUAUCGCGUGUCAGUCGCAGCCGUCCCUCUUCUUGGAUAUCGACAACGACAGGUGAUCGACGCUUGUCAUUGCCGCCACCGCAGUCGCAAUCUCAAUCCAGGCGCAACAGCUCAAUUUUCGAGGUCGUACCCGCUCCCCACAAUCCACCAGACAUCGGAUUAGCGUCACCUAUUCCCACAUCGUCGUCUGCAUCGCUCCAUCGCCAUCAGUCUUACUUCGAGCGUAACGAGUCCCCUCCACCGCCUGUGCCUCCGUUGCCGAAGCCACUCCCCAUCAGCAAGCAGCAGCCAACUUGGGAUCCUUACACGGCUACGCCGCUCGUCGAAGAGGAGGAUUUUGAGCUUGUAACACCCGUGCAAGCGCGUCCCUCGCCACCGCCAGCCGCUGCCAUUGCGACGGACUCGACUAUCAGUGAUGCAGCGCGUUUAAGCACCGACGAUAGAUCGGACGAUUGGAUAGAAAUCAUUAGUCAGGAACCUGAAACAGUGCAAUUACCAGAGCCACUCGGUGAACCGCCCCGAAGUAUGACGGCGCCGCUGACGGGUCAGAGGCCGGUCGCAUCGCCGCUACAAUACCCCCAGCAAGAAGGCGGCCCCGCGGAAGCUCCCCGAAUAAGCUCUUUUGUUGGGCUGCCACCCAUUCGUCGUACGUCGACCUUUGGUCUGUUAGGCGACAAGAAAAGCCAAAGUGACAGCGAAUCCAUCGAUUCGCCAACUGCGCCUUCAGAGGAGGAAGUGCCACCGGUACCUCAGAUCCCAGCCAGCAUGAAUCUUCAGACUGCAAAUGGACAGCAAGUGCCUGGUCAAUCUCGAUAUAACCAGGCAUCCUCACAACAGCCACAGACUUUCACACAGCAAGUGCCCCAAAGUCUGCCUCCUACGCAGUACAUGAAUGGCCAUAACGACUAUGGUGCCUACGCCCCGCAAGGUGUCCAUGGCUUCCCAGUCGAUCGCAGUGCUAUGCAGAACGGCAAUAUAGUUCCGCAGCAGCAUGCUCCUGCUACUGGGCCAUACCAAGUACAACAACUCACGGGGGGUCGCGGCGCGCAAGUUCCUGGGGGCGCGUUGUCGCAAUUCACUGUGCAAAGCCAGAAUGGGUCUCCACCUACGCCAGGACAGCCAUUCGCGCAGAUGGGUAUGCGACCUGGUAUGUCCUCUUCUCCGGCUGCCGGCAAUCCCAUUCACCGGUUCCCGCCGCAAGGUCAAUGGAAAUUGGAAGAAUCUCAUUUAUCCGAGCCCCUAAAUUCUUCGAGGAAGGCGCAGAAUAGUCCUCCUAUGCAACAACCAGGGUAUUAUGCUGAAGACAAAGAGACUGAAUUACUUACACCAGGCGGUCCUUCACAGCCUCCACAACGUUCGAUGCGUAAUACCGGUUUGCCACCAGUGUCUGCUCAAAGGUUUCCCGGUCUGUUCCCGGCUGGAAGCUCAAACCAGUCUCCCGUCCAGCAAGCCCAGCAAGUCCAGCAAGCCCAGCAAGCCCAGCAAGCCCAACAAGCCCAACAAGCCCAACAAGUCCAACAAGUCCAACAAGUCCAGCAGGAUCAGAUCCAGAUAACCCCGGCUGCCCAACAUGCACAGCAACAACGCCGUGACAGCAUGAACGUUUCGAGAGCGUCCACACAGGAUUUGGACGAAGAUAAUCGGCGUCCAUCUCAAUCUGGUCUUUUAAACCAGAUUGGCGGUAAAUUCCUGCCGCACCGUGGAAGAUCUGAUUCCAUUGCCAAGGAUGGGCCUUCUGUCCAGACCGAUGAGGUUUCUGUCUCUGAAACGAGUGAAUUGACCGAUGAGCCGCAAGAAAAGAAGCACAAGCGGGCUUCAUUCUUCGGUAUUAGCAACUUGGGCAAUAGUGGUCCUAACACGCAAUCCAGCUCAGGACAAGGGCCCCAACAGUUCGGUCCACCUGAGAAAAAGAAGACUUUUUUCGGUGCAGGAGAAGCCGACAUGUUUAAGAGCGGUCCUAAGGACGAUCCACAAGGAGGUAAACCAGAGCUAGUCCAUCCUGGUGGGCCAUCCAUGCAAGCCGCCAUUAGACCUCCAACGGGCGGACCUACAGGCUAUCAGGGGCCGCAACCCGGGCCGCCUCUCCAGUAUGGUCAACCCGGCAUGAUGGCUCCUCCUCCGCCGGGUGGCCGAACUCGUAGCAGUACUCAGGGCUCUGUGCAGGGGCCCCCAAUGGGACUACCACCGAACAUGGCCAUGGGUCCUCUCCGACAACAGCAUACAGGAGAUGGCAAGGAGAGAAAGUCGUCGACAAGCGGGUUCUUGGGUGGUCUGUUCGGUAACCGGCCUGGGACUGGUACCAAAGAUUCAAAAGCUUCACAAGGGCCACAGCAGGCGCCGCCACCUGGCCAAUUAUCUAUGCAAAAUGGGCAGCAAUUUCCCCCGCGAAUGGGAUACCCCGGGCAGCCAGGCUUUCCGCAAGGCCAGCCGGGUCCAGGCGUGCCACCCCAAGGGCAGCUAGGUGCUCCCGGGCAGUAUCAUCCCGGAUGGCAAGGUCAGCGGCCUGGAGGACCUAGCCCUCAAAGCUCACAUCACUCUCUACAUCAAGCAGGGCAGCCCGGCAUACCACAAGUAUAUACAGCUAUAGGUCAAGGAAGCGUGAUGUUGGAGACGAGACAGCCAUCACAGACAAAUUUGUCGACUCAAGCACACCCAGGUUCAUCACAACAGCAACUAUACCAAGAACAACGACCAGGUAUUCCUCCUCAACAAGGGUCACAGACUAACUUGAAACCCGAGGAAUAUGAUAUCAGGAGGCCGUUACAAUCGAACCCUGUUACACCGUCUGGUGAACACCAAAGGACUCUUGCGCCAUCAGAUGAUUUCUCCCGCCGAUCAUCUCAGGACCACCUAAGCGUCAGCGGAUCCUCCGGCCUUCCUCGACCAUCUCCUAAUCGAAAGCCGGUUGGCUCUGGCCCUUCUAGAACAGUUUCUGGCAAUAUUAUAACCUUGCAACAAGAAGCAUCCACUUCUCAGACAUCAAUUUCGAAACCUGAAGGGCCGCCCCAACCAUCAAAGAGCCCGGGAUUAUCAAAUGAGUUUGGAGGCGAUGGGCAGCAAGCCUCCAUUGAGACAUCUUCUAUUCAUCAAGACCCCCGUUCCGGCACACCGACUCAUUCCCCACACAUACGGCACCCGUCCCUGCCAAAUCCAUCUCAGUCUCCUGCGCCGAUGCCAAGUGGCCCGGAAUUUCAAAGGAGGCUUUCAUCGCAGCCUGGUCAACCACAAGGCAGCCCGCUCUCCCAACAAAUCUCAAAUGGUCAACAGCUGGUACAAGGCACCACUCCGGACCAACCAUUACGAAUGCCUUCCGGUCAGAUGGGCGGCAUGCCACAAGGCCAGCUUGGACAAUCAAUCCUUCAGACUCACGCACAGCCCGGUCAUGCAGGCCAUAGUCAUCCAGUUCAGCCAGGCUCUGGACCCCAACAGGUUCAAUCUCAGCUCUGGGGUUUCACUCGCACGGCUACGCAGCCCCCAAACAUGCCUGGUCCUUCAGGUCAGCAGCAGCAGCAGCAGUUACAGCAUGGCCCAGGCCGAGGUGGACAAGGUCCAUCGCAAGAACAGAAAGGUGCCAUGUCCAAGCUGUUUGGUGGUGCCAAUAAGAGACGAGAAUCAGCAUCUCCCCAGCCACCUCUUGCUAAUCAGGCAUCUCAACACAAGGAGAAAGAGAGUACUUCGUCAAAACUGUUUGGUGCGUUCAAACGAACAAAGCAACAGGAGCAGCCUCAGCGUCAGCAACAACAACAACAAUUACAACAACAGCGACCACCUCAAGGAUCGCAGAUGUAUGCUCCAAUGAUGCAAGGUGCUAUGCAGGGAGGCCGUGGCCAAACAACAAACCAGCCAAAUCAGCCUGUUCAGGGGAUACAACCAACACCGCACCAAUUAAUUCAAGCUGGACGUGGCCAGCCGGCCCCAAGUGAUUCAUUGCCUCAGGCCUCAUUUGGCUCACCUGGCCAGCAACAGGGUAAUCCACAAAGCCCUCCCCAAUCUGUUCAAUCAGGUCGUGGCCAAGUACCGCCACCACAGAUGCUUGGCGAUCGUGGUCAGCUUCCCUCUCAGACACGGGUCGGAUAUGGCCAGAUCUCUUCCGCGGUCAUGCCCAUGAUGCAGUCCAGUCGAAGUCAGACAAUGCCUCCGCGACAGGAACCCCAGUAUGCUUCAGUGCCAAUUCCUCGCGGAUACGAAGCAGUCCAUGGCUAUGGCGUGCCUAACAUGGUAGCCACUAGCCCAUACAACGUGGGUCGGGGAUCGCCGCCUCAGAAUUUCGGGCCACAAUUUCAGCCUAUGAUGCCACAGCACACUGGUGCAUCACAGCAGGCGUCACUGAUGAUGCCUCAACAUACGGGUGCAUCUCAGCAAAUUUCUCACCAGAUGUUACCGCAGCACACUGGCACAUCUCAGACUGAUCCGCGACUGCCCUCUCCAGCCUUGUCGCAGCAGGCUCAGUCACCCUAUGGUCCCCCACAAGGCCGAGUUCUGUCACAAGCCGCAGGGAACGUCGCUCAGAGCCCGCAUUCUCAUCAUGGUAUCAGUUCUGCUCAGCAGCAAUUUAGCACCGCUCAGCCUCCAGUGCCACAGAGCGCUACAUCUCAAACACAGGCCUACCGUAUCGACACACAAGGAUCGCCGCAUCUGCAACCGGCUCAAGAAACCUUCUUAUCCCCUCCCAGCGCCCGAGGGUCCGAGCAGGACAUCUUGGCUCAGUCACAGGAUGAGUCGGUCCCUGCCGAAAACAAACAUAGACAGACACUGAGGCCGCAGCCUGAGCAUAUUAUCACAAUGGUAGAUCAAACACCUGGUCAGCCUCAACCCCAGGACACGGCCUCCCCGCAGAAUCAGCCCCUUCCUGAUUCAGCACGUACUUUCUCUCCAAUCAACUCAGCUAUUGGUAAAUUAGCAGACCCUCCACUGCCACCGAUUGCGUCUGUUCAGGAUGCUCAUGACCAGCAUUCUGCCAAUAGUGUCAGUCACACCCCAUCACCGCCACCCGGCGCAUCCAACUCGGAGCACCACAGCAUUCGUCAUGUGGUUAGCAGCUUCUCAAUUGUUGAUGACCCUCCUCGAAACACCUCACUCAGCCCGGACUUAGCCUCGCAUAAGCCUUUCAGUGUGAGCCCUGAGCCAUCUGGGCAACGACUUGCUCCGGCUCAUCAUGCUUCCAGCCCAGACCUUUAUGUAAAUGUGGACAGGGCGAAUAAUCAUACACCUGAUCACGAGGAUUUGUAUGAUGCAACCCCUCGUGAUUCACAGGCAAUACGGCCGCAUCAGGUGCCUGUUCAAAAUCCAACAACCCAACAUAAUGAGAGCCAGACUAAUGGCAUCAAUGGUGCUGCAGCCGGCCUUGCUGCGGGUGCCUUGGCCUCUGGAGAGAUUUCAAGGACGAGUAGUUUUCAGGUAGAGCAACCUCAGCAACAAGUUCAACAGAUGGAGCCAGAAGAGAAAAUCCUUGUGGAUGAGCCAGUUGAACUUGCUGCCGUCAAUGAUGACGGUGACGAUCUACCCAUGAUGAGCGCUACAUCCUAUCCUGGGCAGGAAUGGAACCCGUACGGUGCAGGCGAGUUUGGGGACUGGGAAUAAUGUGCUCCAGUCCCUGGGCUCUUCGAGUUAUAAAGGGACCCAUCAUGCCAAAAUUCCAAUCGUAAGUCGGAUUGUAUCCGACUUGCUUAUGGCGCAUUCAAGUGUCCGCAACAUGUAGAAAAGAUUGCAAAUUCUAUUACUGGUUAUAUUCAGCGGCUAGAUAUACAUCUUCGGUCCGUCUGCUUUAUUUUGUUGAUAUUUAACUUCAUCUACAUACCCCCAGCUCAAUUCACAAUAGCUACACAACGAAAUUAUAAUCAUAUUCACUAG
This is a messenger RNA of Truncatella angustata, 9276 nucleotides long. RefSeq lists its product as uncharacterized. The record is from RefSeq and is a predicted model, not a curated record. The annotation marks the transcript as partial. NCBI's taxonomy places the organism in Eukaryota, Fungi, Ascomycota, Sordariomycetes, Amphisphaeriales, Sporocadaceae. The transcript is spliced from 6 exons.